This is a messenger RNA of Phacochoerus africanus (Common warthog), 5571 nucleotides long. RefSeq names its product MMS22 like, DNA repair protein (gene MMS22L). Gene Ontology annotation, biological process: replication fork processing; double-strand break repair via homologous recombination. The record is from RefSeq and is a predicted model, not a curated record. Bases 207 to 3944 code for a protein of 1245 amino acids. Gene Ontology annotation, cellular component: nuclear replication fork. The transcript is spliced from 25 exons. NCBI's taxonomy places the organism in Eukaryota, Metazoa, Chordata, Mammalia, Artiodactyla, Suidae.
GCCCCGCCCUUCCUGAGCGCCGGCGCGCCUUGGCGGGAAUUUCGCCUGUUUGGGAUUUAGACCCCACGGACUCGCUAGUUGUGGUCCGGACUGCUGAGGGCGGAUCUCGGGGACUGAAAGCGUAAGCAGGAAUCUCGUCACAACUUCUUUGGAGCCUUGAUGAUAAUCAUAAUGAACCCCACAAAUUUCAGGACAUGAAGUAAGCAAUGGAUAGCUGUUCUGCUGCGUCAACAUUCCUGACCGACAGCUUGGAACUAGAACUGGAGAGAGAAUGGUGCAACCCCCCUUGCUUUUCUUGUGAUUUUGACAACAGAGGAGGAGGAAGGCAUUUUUCUGGAGAGUCCUACCUUUCCAGCGGAGCCCUUAAGCGGCUAAUUUUGAAUCUCGAUCCUUUACCAACUAAUUUUGAAGAGGAUACAGUGGAAAUAUUUGGCAUUCAGUGGGUUACCGAAACAGCAUUAGUGAAUUCAUCUAGAGUUCUCUUUCAUCUAUUCAGGCAACAGCUAUACAACUUGGAAACCUUAUUACAUGCCAACUGUGAUUUUGGGAAGAUAUCAACCCUGCAUUGCAAAGCAGCCAAUAUUAGGCAGCAGUGUGUGACAUUUCUUCAUUAUGUUAAAGUCUUCAUCUUCAGGUCCCUGAAAGUGCAAAAUGCUGAAAGUCAUGUUUCUGUCCAUCCCUACGAGGCUUUGGAGGCACAACUUCCCUCAGUGUUGGUUGAUGAGCUUCAUGGAUUACUCUUGUAUAUCGGACACCUAUCAGAAUUUCCCACUAUUAAUGCAGGAGCAUUUGUAAAUCAAAACCAGACUAAGCUUUUUCCACCAUCGUGGCAUUUAUUACAUCUCCACUUAGAUAUCCAUUGGCAGGUGCUGGAAAUUCUUCACAUGCUUGGUGAAAAAUCAAAACAAGUUGUAUAUAGUCAUCAAUUUAUGAAUCUCACGGGUGACAAUUUAACCAAUGUCAGCCUAUUUGAAGAACAUUGUGAAAAUCUUCUUUAUAAUUUAAUAAGCCUGUCCCUGAACAGGUAUGACAAGGUAAGGCCUUCUGAAGCAUUAAUGAGUCACCAUUGCACAUGUCCAUGCAUUAAGGAGUUAUGGAUACUAUUCAUUCAUCUUCUCGACCACAGAAGUAAAUGGUCUCACUCAGAAUCAUUUUGGCACUGGUUAAAUAAACUACUUAAAACAUUCUUUGAAAAAUCAAAUGACCAAAGAAGACCUUCUGUGCCUAUAAUUCAGCCCAGGGAUCCAUUGGGUUUUACUUGGUGGAUUAUUACUCAUGUAGCAUCAUUUUACCAGUUUGAUCGCCAUGGGGCACCAGAUGAAAUGAGACAAAUGGAAUCAAAUUGGAACUUUGUAGAAGAACUGCUGAAAAAGUCCAUCAAUGUUCAGGAUGGUAUACUAGAAGAGCAUUUACGAAUGUAUCUCCAUUGUUGUUUGACCCUUUGUGAUUUCUGGGAGCCAAACGUUGCUAUUGUCACCACUCUAUGGGAAUAUUACAGUAAGAACCUGAAUAGUUCUUUCAGUAUUUCUUGGCUUCCUUUGAAAGGCCUUGCAUACAUCGUUAAGUCACCUUUGUCUAUGCUAGAAAUGGUGAAGACCUGCUGUUGUGAUAAACAAGAUCACGACCUGUAUAAAUCCAGCAGUAGUUAUACUAUUUUCCUUUGCAUUUUGGCAAAAGUUGUUAAGAAAGCAAUGAAGAGCAAUGGCCUUCAUCCUUGGAAACAAGUCAAAGGAAGAAUAUAUUCUAAGUUCCAUCAGAAAAGAAUGGAAGAACUAACUGAAGUUGGUCUGCAGAACUUUUUCAGCCUUUUUCUACUAUUAGCAGCUGUGGCAGAAGUGGAAGAUGUAGCAAGUCAUGUUCUAGGCCUCCUAAAUUUCCUCAAGCCUGCCUUUAUGACAUCUCCUCUGAUUUGGAAGGGUCAGAUGGCCUUCCUCUUGAUGUAUACCCAGAAAAAUCUGGACAUCAGUGUUUUGGCUGAGAAAUUUUCAGGUGCUUUCCGGGAGAAAGCAAAGGAGUUCUUGGUAUCUAAGAAUGAUGACAUGGGACAAAGACAGACUCUCUGGACACUUCUUUCCAUAUAUAUUGAUGGUGUUCAGGAAGUGUUCGAGACUAGCCAUUGCUUGCAUCCUUCCCAUGAAAAACUGCUUAAUGAUGGGUUUAGUAUGCUUCUGCGAGCUUGUCAAGAAUCUGAACUUAGGACCCUAUUGGGCUUUCUACAAGCUCUUCUGGCACGAAUCAGGAGUAUGCAUCAACAAUUGUGUCAGGAACUUCAAAGGGAGAACUCGGACCUAAUUGUGCAGUCUUCAUUAGCAGCUAAAGAGCGCCACCUUGCUGCAGUUGCCAGUACAUUAUGGAGACAUUUCUUUUCAUUUUUGAAGAGUCAGAGAAUGUCACAGAUAGUGCCUCUCUCACAACUUGCGGAUGCAGCCGCAGAUUUUACUUUGCUGGCAGUGGACUUGCCCAGCACAGCUCCAUCAGAUCUUCAGCCUCAACCUGUCCUAUCACUGAUACAGCUUUUUGGUUGGGAUGAUAUCAUCUGGCCCCAAGUUGUAGCCAGAUAUUUAAGUCAUGUCCUACAAAAUAGCAUGUUAUGUGAAGCACUUUCUCAUUCAGGCUGUGUAUCUUUUCAAGCCUUAACUGUAAGAUCAUGGAUCCGUUGCACUUUGCAAAUGUAUAUAAAAAACCUUUAUGUGCCAGAUGAUUCAUUUAUUGAUACAAAUCCAGAACAGGCAGUUGAAAAAGACUACAUGGAACAGUUGACUGAACUGACAAGAUUGCUAUUUAAACUCCCAGAAGUAAAGGAUAUUCUCUCAAAGGCUCAAGUCGAAUAUUUACUCAUCCCAGAAGACCCUAAAAAAGCACUUGUUCGGUUCCUUGAGGCUGUUGGUAUAACUUAUGGGAAUCUGCAGACACUUUCUGAUAAAUCUGCCAUGGUCACAAAGUCCUUAGAAUACCUUGGUGAAAUAUUAAAAUAUAUAAAACCUUAUUUGGGAAAAAAAAUUUCCAGUGCAGGGCUGCAGCUGACUUACAUGAUGAUGGGAGUUCUUGUUAAAUCAUGGGCACAAAUUUUUGCCACCUCUAAAGCCCAAAAAUUACUAUUCCGGAUCAUAGACUGUUUGCUGCUGCCACAUACAGUGUUACAGCAAGAGAAGGAGCUACCUGCACCUAUGUUGACUGCGAUUCAGAAGAGUCUUCCUUUGUAUCUCCAGGGCAUGUGUGUCGUGUGUUGUCAGUCUCAAAAUCCGAAUACAUAUUUGAGCCAAUUGCUAGGGAAUGUUAUUGAGCUCUAUAUUGGGCGGUUUCUUCCAACUUCACCACAUGGUUUAGGUGUUGGACAACAUCCUGUUCUGUUGGCAUUGAGAAACUCAGCCACUGUUCCACUGAUGUCAUCUCUAAAGAAAUGUAUUCUCCAAGUCAUAAGGAAGUCCUACUUUGACUUUAAAGGGUCCUUGCUCCCUCCUCGCUUAGCAUCCGUUCUGGCCUUCAUCCUCCAACUUGUUAAGGAAACUAACAUCGAUGUGUCUGAGGUUGAACUCCUCCUCCCUGGAGUGUUAAAAUGCCUGGUGUUGGUCAGUGAACCUCAAGUUAAAAGGCUGGCCACCGAGAACCUGCAAUACAUGGUAAAAUCCUGCCAAGUGGGGUCAGGAGGAGAACCUGCCGCCCAGCUGACUUCAGUGUUUAGGCAAUUUAUUGAGGAUUAUGGUAUGAGAUAUAAUUAUCAGAUUUACAGCAUUUUAGAAACAGUAGCAGCACUGGACCAGCAGGUUGUAAUCAACUUGAUUUCUACCCUUACUCAGUCUCUGAAGAGUUCAGAGCAGAAAUGGGGCCUUGGCAGAAAUAUUGCCCAGAGGGAAGCCUAUAGUAAACUUUUAUCUCACCUAGGACAAGUGGGACAGGAUGAGAUACAGAGACUGGAAAAUGAUAAUACUGAAUCGAUUUUGUGAUUCGUUCUCUAUAUUAACUAUAACCAUCUAAAGCCACGUUGCACCAUCUGACUCCUACUUUUAAUUAAUUGUGUAAUGUUCUGUUAAAAAUACUUUCUAGGAUUUUAUCUUUAAAUAACUGUAAGUAUAAAGUAUAUAAAUAAGGAAAUAAAAGUUAAUUAAAUAUGCUGUAGGACAUUUGGAACUGGGUAAAACUGCAUUCUAUUUUGAAGAGCUUUUAGUUAAACUAAAGAAACUUAACUGGGAGUGUUAUCUGUAUAUAUCUGUUAAGCAAGUUUGUACUGGUUGAUCCAUGGACAUUUUACCAUAAUAUGACUUUUCUGCCUUGUGAGUAAUUUGUUUCUGUGUUUUUUGUUGUCGUUGUUUUUUGCAUGUUUUUAUUAUGAUACUAUUUCAAAUUACCUGGCUGCCUAAUGCUGGUUUUUUUUUUUUGGAGGGGUGGUCAGGAGCUAGGACUAUAUGUUUGUUAUCCUCUUUUAUACUCUGCAUGAGGCAAAUUAAUAAAACCCUUACAAAGCACACUUUGUGAGGAAUGAGACAAUCUGGCUCAAUGAUUAUACAGAUAAUACAAACAUUUUAUUUAAAUUUAGGCCAACAGCGUUUAUGCUUAGGUUCCAACAGUUGCCAGAUGUUUUUGUCCACUCACCCUUUCUUUUAGACAGUGUCGUUAAAAAACAUAUCAGGAGGAGGGUAAAUAAGAGUCUUUAUGAAAAGAGAAUAACUAAUAUUCUGGAAAAUUUUAAGAUGACAGAUUAACAGAAGAGGUCUGAGAAGUAAGCCGAUUUAUCUCAUUGCUCUUACAUGUUUAUGGGUAACCAGUUUAGUUUCCUGUAGCAGCUCAUCUCUCAAUCCUUUUAACUAUCUCAUUCAGAUUUAUUUUACCAGUUGGGCUUUUGUCCUUGACUCCUUUUUCUAGUGAGCAUUAUUUGAGCCUGUAUUUCAUGCACGAAGAUAAAGCACACCUUUCAGUUGUGCUCCUCUUGGUGUGUCCAGGAUGAAUGAUCCUACUUCUUUUCAGUGUUUUCUUACAUAUUGUUUUCUUCUUGGGCCUCUGGUGUUUAUCAUGGUUUUACAUUUCAACCCCCUUCUGGCUCAGGAAGUUAUCUUUUAAAAUCAGAUGCACAGCAAUCAGGAAACUAUGGUUAAUAGCCCUUUCCUAAUUGUUAUCUGUGUAGUCUAAAGGAUUUUAUGACAUAUAAAUGGUCUAAUCCUUGCCCCCCAGAUCAACUGUCUUUACUUAAAACAAAUGGGAUGAAUAAAAGCCUCUCUAAGAUUACUUAAGACUUCAUAGCAAUGAGUCUUUUCAUUAUAAUUGUUUCUUGUUAAACUAAUGAUGUAUUAUUACUUUGCAGGUUUUAGCAAUUGAAAUCUAAAUUAUUUAAUGGGAUGCCUUUAAAGAGCUUAUUUGUGUAUGUGUGUAUAUGUGUAUUUAUAUAUUCCCCACCCCAAGAUAUAAAGAUACCUUGGAGAAUCUUGCUCCUUAAUGUAUGAAGCUUAAGGGUUAAGAAAAUCUGCUGCUGAAUCAUGCAUUAGGGUGUAUCUCUGUAGAUGCUAAGAAUAACUAAAGCUUAUCCAUAAAAAAUCAUUAAGAAGAGAAAGUCUGUAACAAUAUGUGUAUAAAUAUGUA